Messenger RNA from Homo sapiens (human), 2379 nucleotides. RefSeq names its product CCZ1 vacuolar protein trafficking and biogenesis associated (gene CCZ1). NCBI's taxonomy places the organism in Eukaryota, Metazoa, Chordata, Mammalia, Primates, Hominidae. The coding region runs from base 68 to 1516 and encodes 482 amino acids. The record is from RefSeq and is marked validated. The transcript has 15 exons. Gene Ontology annotation, cellular component: Mon1-Ccz1 complex; lysosomal membrane. Gene Ontology annotation, biological process: vesicle-mediated transport.
GUUUUAGCCGGUGGCUGCUGUCUCUGGGCGGGCCGUGGGAGGCUCCCGAGGUGGGGGCCGGGGCGGGAUGGCUGCAGCGGCGGCCGGGGCCGGGAGCGGGCCCUGGGCGGCCCAGGAGAAGCAGUUCCCGCCGGCGCUGCUGAGUUUCUUCAUCUACAACCCGCGCUUCGGGCCGCGCGAAGGACAGGAGGAAAAUAAGAUUUUAUUUUAUCAUCCAAAUGAGGUAGAAAAGAAUGAGAAGAUUAGAAAUGUCGGAUUGUGUGAAGCUAUUGUACAGUUUACAAGGACAUUUAGCCCAUCAAAACCUGCAAAAUCUUUACAUACACAGAAGAACAGACAGUUCUUCAAUGAACCAGAAGAAAAUUUCUGGAUGGUCAUGGUUGUUCGGAAUCCUAUAAUUGAAAAACAGAGUAAAGAUGGAAAACCAGUUAUUGAAUAUCAAGAGGAGGAGUUGUUGGACAAGGUUUAUAGCUCGGUGCUGCGGCAGUGCUACAGCAUGUACAAGCUUUUUAAUGGUACAUUUCUGAAAGCCAUGGAAGACGGAGGCGUCAAGCUUCUGAAAGAAAGAUUAGAGAAAUUCUUCCAUCGGUAUUUGCAAACGCUACAUUUGCAGUCAUGUGACCUACUUGACAUUUUUGGUGGAAUCAGCUUCUUCCCGUUGGAUAAAAUGACUUAUUUGAAAAUCCAGUCCUUUAUUAAUAGAAUGGAGGAAAGCCUGAAUAUAGUCAAAUACACUGCUUUUCUCUAUAACGAUCAGCUCAUCUGGAGUGGAUUAGAACAAGAUGACAUGAGAAUUUUAUACAAAUACCUUACCACCUCCCUUUUUCCAAGGCACAUCGAACCUGAGUUAGCAGGAAGGGAUUCUCCAAUAAGAGCAGAAAUGCCAGGAAAUCUUCAACACUAUGGAAGAUUUCUUACCGGACCCUUGAACCUCAAUGAUCCAGAUGCAAAAUGCAGAUUCCCCAAAAUUUUUGUAAAUACAGAUGACACUUAUGAAGAGCUCCAUUUAAUCGUUUAUAAGGCCAUGAGUGCGGCUGUGUGCUUUAUGAUCGACGCCUCUGUCCACCCAACGUUGGAUUUUUGCCGAAGACUGGACAGCAUCGUUGGGCCCCAGCUCACAGUGCUGGCCUCUGACAUCUGUGAACAGUUUAACAUCAACAAGAGGAUGUCCGGGUCUGAGAAAGAACCCCAGUUUAAGUUUAUCUACUUCAACCACAUGAAUCUCGCCGAGAAGAGCACAGUUCACAUGAGGAAAACGCCCAGCGUGUCGCUCACUUCCGUGCACCCGGAUUUAAUGAAGAUUCUCGGUGACAUCAACAGUGACUUUACCAGAGUGGAUGAAGAUGAGGAGAUCAUUGUGAAGGCCAUGAGUGAUUACUGGGUUGUUGGAAAGAAGUCUGAUCGGCGGGAGCUCUAUGUUAUUUUGAAUCAAAAAAAUGCAAACCUGAUUGAAGUAAAUGAAGAGGUCAAGAAACUUUGUGCAACGCAGUUCAACAACAUCUUCUUCUUGGAUUGACGGAUGACGGCUCACCGAGAGCAUAUCUAAAAAACACUCUGCAAACAUUUGGUCACAUGCAAGUUAGUGGUCAUAUGACGGACUGCAUUCAGGACAAGGGUAAAGCAAUACUUGCUUUGAAGAAUCACAUUUCGACUCGGUCUGCUGAUCUGAGGUUUUUAGAUUUUAAAUAUUUAUGUGGAAUUAAUUAAAGGUAGUUGGCUAUAUCGCUAUCAUUUCAUUCUUUUGACAUUAUGUGAAUAUUUUACUGGAAAAUAAGACUAAUAAAUUGUUAAAAGUUUUUAAAAUUCUGGUUUGGUGUUGAGUCUCUCUCCUGCUGCCUAUUUAUAGAUUACACUGGCCACCAGCUCCGUGACCCAGGCUGGAAUGCAAUGGCUCACUGCAGCCUCAACCUCCUGAGCUCAAGCAAUCCUCCCACCUCAGCCUCCCAAGAAGCUAGAACCACAUGUACACACCACCACGGUCGGCUGAUGUUUUAAUUUUGCAGAGAUGGGGGGGUCUCACUAUGUUGCCCAGGCUGGUCUCGAACUCCCGUAAUCCAGCCAUGUAGGAAACCUGAGAUGCAGUGGGCCAAGGGGUAUGUUAAAACACUGUGACGAGUUCAGUGCUAAGAACUGUAAUGCUCAGGAAAUCUUACAGCACGUGCCAUCCUAAGCCUGUGUGUGUGUCCUCGUGUCUCUCUACUUUUUCUUCUUCUUGCUGGUGAUGGUCUUGCUGGAUGGGGACACGGUCACAUCCUCCUUGGGAGGGUCCAGUAUGAGGUGAGAGGAUGACACGUCUGCCGGCUCCUUGAGCACUGUGAUGUCCACCUCAUAGUCAUGUCUCUUGGCCUCUUCCUCUCUCAAGAUGAAGAUGUUCAGCCU